Molecule: messenger RNA, 2379 nt
Organism: Ornithorhynchus anatinus (platypus)
Lineage: Eukaryota; Metazoa; Chordata; Mammalia; Monotremata; Ornithorhynchidae
Product: 3 beta-hydroxysteroid dehydrogenase/Delta 5-->4-isomerase type 2-like
Exons: 4
Coding region: 183-1358 (391 amino acids)
Biological process (GO): steroid biosynthetic process
Molecular function (GO): 3-beta-hydroxy-Delta5-steroid dehydrogenase (NAD+) activity
Source: RefSeq, a predicted model, not a curated record
UUUGAGGACGGGCUCGGGAUCAGUCCCCUCCGCCCGCCUGCACUGCCCAAGGGCCCGGAAAUCCCGGAGCCAGCGCAGGUGGAGAAGCCGGGCAAGAGGAUUCCGGGGCAGAUCGCGUUGUGGUACCUGUCCCCCUGAGCAGGAGACAGCGCUGCACUGCGCUCGCCAACCCCAGGAUCAACAUGCCAGGAGAAGCGGCGGGGGCGGCGGCUCCUAACCGAGCCGGGUGGACCUGCGUCGUAACCGGCGCCGGGGGCUUUCUGGGCCAGAGAAUCGUCCAGUUGCUGCUGGAGAAGGAAGAGGAGCUGCUGGAGCUCCGGGUGCUGGACAAAGUCUUCAGGCCCGAGAUCCUGCAGAACUUUGCCAGAUCCCGCUCCCACGCCAAGGUCACGGUGCUCCUGGGCGAUGUCCUGGACCAGGAGUUCCUGCUGCGGGCCUGCCAGGGGGUGACCCUGGUCAUCCACAGCGCCUGUGUCGUGGACCCGUUCGGAUACACUCCAGCCGAGGUCAUCAUGGACGUCAAUGUGAAAGGAACUCAGCUCCUGCUGGAGACCUGCGUCCAGACCGGCGUGCCGUUCUUCAUCUACACGAGCACCCUGGAAGUGAUGGGCCCCAACUCGUACCGGCAGCCCGCCUACAACGUCCAGGAGGACCAGGCCCCCGAGUCCACGUGUCGCUCGCCCUACCCGCUGAGCAAGCGGCUGGCGGAGAAGGCGGUGCUGGCGGCGGACGGCUGGGCCCUGCCUGGCGGCGACGGCGGCGGCGGCGCCCUGCGCACCUGCUCCCUGCGGCCCACCUUCAUCUUCGGCGAGGGCAGCACGUUCCUGAGCAGGAGCUUCCAGCGGGCCCUGCGCCGCGGCCUGCUGCUGGACCGCAUGAACUGGGUGGAGGCGCAAGCCAACCCCGUCUAUGUGGGCAACGUGGCCUGGGCGCACGUGUUGGCGGCGCGGGCCCUGCGCGACCCCGAGCGGGCCCCGCGCCUCGGCGGCCAGUUCUUCUUCGUCGCGGACGACACGCCGCACAUGUCCUACACCAACCUGAACUUUGAGCUCGGCCAGGCCCUGGGCUUCCGGAAGCCUCCGCGGAGGUUCAUCCCGCUGCCCGUCCUCUACUGCCUGGCGCUCCUGCUCGAGCUGGUCAGCUUCCUGCUCCGGCCGCUGGUCCGCUUCGUGCCCGCCUUCGACCGCCACCUGCUCACCCUCACCAACACCACCUUCACCUUCUCCUACAAGAAGGCGCAGAAGGAUUUCGGCUACCGGCCGCUGUUCAGCUGGGAGGACGCCAAAAGCAGGACCACGCAAUGGAUCCGCUCCCUGGUCGAAGAGCACCGACAGUCCGAGAGAAUGGGGUCCCAGUGAGCUGGGCUUUCGGCAAAGAACCCCCCCCCCCCCCGUGAGCUGGGCGGGGCAGUAGGUUUAGAAAGGGGGGGGGGAGAAGGCAUCGAGAGCGCCGGAAAGGGCUUAGCGUGACUGCAGAAUUUCCGCUUCCAGCACUAGUCCUCCCCGCGGGCUCCACGAGCGACACUGGCAGGGAGCAGGGUUGCGCUCCGUAAAUGCCUAUGAUCCAUCAGACCAGGACUGGGCUGGGGCCAGGGCAGGACCCGGGGCUGGAAAUAGGACGCCCCUCUCCCCCUCAUCAGCCCCAAAUACCUCUGUGGUCAAAGACACCCGCUGAUCCUUCCCAAACGUGCUGCGGGCCUGAUAGCUCUGGCCGACGCCGGCUCCGGGCUUGGGCAGCCCCUGUUCGGGGACAGGGCAGGAAAUCCCUGAAUGCCUCCCGGCUAGAGGCAGCCCGGGAGUUAGGGUCGUCACGUCACGUCGCGUCCGGCGCUGCGACCCCCGGCCCCUGUGGCACCUGCCCAGCUUCCACGGCACAGAGCCGACCAGUGAGUCCUCAGUUUGGCCAGUCCAUGCUCCUGGCCCGUCUAGUUCCCUGAGGGCUGGGCUGGGCGGCCUGGUGCCGACCCGAGAGGAAUAUGUCCAAACCGGCGCUCUGUUGUGGGUCCCAUCGGGGGCACCUGCGCAGCAAGUCCCUUGGGAGUGCGCACCGCGCCUGAUUUUCUCUCAUCCCUCUAGCACGCCAUGAUCCCGCCGGGCAGCUUGCCAGAAGCCGAGGAUCUAACUGCCCGCACGUCUCCGCCGCAAGGCCCCCAGCCCCACACCGUCGGGUUCCAGCAGAAACUUCCCCGCUCCUCCUCUGCUUCCGGGGUGACCGGGCCCCUGUUGUCUCCUCGGCCAACUGCAGAAACGAAGCCCCUCGCCUCGAAGCCCUUCUACAGCCCCUGCCGGCUCAGUGCUCCGUCUGCACCGUGGGCAGAGUUUCACUACCCGCUUCGAUAGUUUAAUAAAUGCUCCCUGGGGUCCCGCCCCCGCCGCCCGA